This is a messenger RNA of Cladocopium goreaui, 3879 nucleotides long. The record is from the annotation of a GenBank genome assembly. NCBI's taxonomy places the organism in Eukaryota, Dinophyceae, Suessiales, Symbiodiniaceae.
AUGGGCAGUUUGCCGGCCAUUUCGGCCUCUGGCACUCUGCCAGAGAAGGGCGAUCGACAGCACGCCUUCUGGGAACGCCAAGUCCAUGCUACGGCGAUGUUAUUGGUGUCCAAGGGUCAUCUGAAAGUGGACGAGGUGAGGCGUGGCAUUGAAUACCUUGAUCCAAAGACAUAUGCUGAAGCCUCGUACUACGAGAAGUGGGCCAGUUCCAUUUGCAGCGCCUUGUUGGAACAUCAGCUGCUGAGUAACGAGGAACUCGCCAAGGAGCUGGGCGAUGAUGGCGACGAUGAGAGCCCAAGGUUCCAGGUCGACAGCGUGGUGCGUGUGAAGCCCAGCUCCUUCGCCAGCCGCUGGCGACGCCCGCAUCUGCGGACGCCAGGAUUCGUGCACGGCGUUUGUGGUGUUGUGGAGCGAUCUCUGGGUGUCUUCGCGAACCCCGAGCAGUUGGCCUUUGGUGGAAAGGCGUGGGGCAAGAGCCCGUUGUACCUUGUGCGCUUCGAUGCCAGGUGCAUUCAGGACUUUGAUGCACAAGAUCAGCACCAGGUGACGGUGGAGAUCUAUCAGAGCUGGCUGGAAGCUGCUGAUCCGGAAGAGUUGGAGCAGCAGAAGCGACGAGUUGCACCGCUUGCAGAUGGCCAUCCGGACUGCAAACGGGCCAAGACUGAUGGCCACAGCCACCACGGCCGCCAUGGCCACGACCACGUCCACGAGGAACGUGUGCUGGUGGAGCAACGGGCAGUUGAUGAGGAGCUGCCAUGCCCCGCCAUCGCGCGAGCCCUUGUGGCAGCGGUGCAACAGAAAGGCAUCGUCUCAGCCGCCGAUCUCCGCGCCUUCGUGGAAAAAUUGGACGCCAAGGGACCCACAGAGCGUGGCGAGGUGGGGCGGAAAGUGGUGGCAAGAGCUUGGGUGGAUGCCGAGUUUAAGGCUCGUCUUCUGACAGACGCCAACAGCGCCUGCGCCUCCAUCGGGGUCAACGCAGUGAAUCCCACAGCACCCACACAGCUGGUGGUCUUCGAACAAACGCCCAAGGAGCAUCACUUGAUCGUGUGUACCCUUUGCAGCUGUUACCCUUUGCCACUGCUGGGACUCUCCCCUGACUGGUACAAGUCCCGGGAGUACCGCAGCCGCGCAGUGCGUGAGCCAAGGAUGGUCUUGAAGGAGUUUGGCACGGAGCUGUCGAAAGAUGUGCAGGUGGUGGUACACGACUCCACGGCCGACUGUCGCUACAUGAUUUUGCCACGGCGACCCAAAGGCACUGAAGGCUGGUCGGAGGAGAAGUUACAGGAGAUCAUCAGCCGCGACGCGACGAUCGGUGAGCUGGGCGAGCUCAUCGAAAAAUACGACCUGGAUGGGGUGGAUUACAACUGGGAAUACCCUGGUUAUCGCUUCGGUCAGGGCUAUUUGGCCGACACCGAGGUCACAGCGGACUACGACGGCCUGUCGAAGCUCUUGUUUGCAACUCGGGAGAUGUUUACGCAACGAAGUUGGGCUAACAAGGUCAUUACCUUGGCGUAUUAUCCCGACGGUCGACAAGAGCAGUUGCUGCGAGAGCACGGUAUAGCUGAGCAAGCUGAUUUGCUGCACAUGAUGAGCUACGACCAAGGUGGAAGUCACCAUAGCACCUUGGACUACGGCAAGAAGACUGCGGAUCAAGGGAAACGCAUCCUACCUGCACGACAGUUGACGAUGGGCGUGCCGUUCUAUGGCCGCCACAGCCGAAGUGGUGAAUGGACCACCUAUGAAGACUUGGUUCAACGCCACUGGCCCUUAGACUUCACCCGUGAUGCGGUCGAUGCACCGGACAAAGGAGCAACUAUUGGUUUCAAUGGAGUGUCGACCAUCACCCUGAAGACCAACUACACUUUGCAGCAAGGUGAUGAUUUGGGAGGUUGGUCAGGAUUGCCGCCUGCUUCCAGUGGUCCACGGGCCAACGACACAUGUUCGCACCUGUCCCGCAGACGAUGCGUCAUUGUUGUUGGCCAUCACCAAUUCCUUGGUCGAAGCCAAACGCACGCGGAUGCGCAUGCCAGGCUGGCACGAUGUGACGACAACUUUCGACCCUGGCGAGCUGUGAAGAAAAAUGCUGAGAUGCACUGGAGAUAUCUGGAGAUGGAAAGGCGGGAAACCAACGAAGCCAAAGGGACAGAGGUCGCCUCACGUAGUUCACGCAGUGAAGCGCAGCUCUUACAGGAAGAGGUCGAAUGGCUUCAAAGCCAGUUGCAUGCUGAACGUGCGCAGAGUGAUGCUAGGCUCAAGGCCUGCAGCGAAGUGAAAGAACAGCUGCAAGACGCGGAGGAUCGUGCUCGGCGGCACCGCGAGGCGGCUGAGUACUGGCAAGCUGAGUUCAACAUCAAGGAGGAGCAAUUUUGCCUCCUAGAAGCCAAAUUGGCCGCCAUCGCUCUCAGCGAGGCCGAAGCAGAAAGCUCAGCAGCUACCGGCACCGCUGGCACAGGGGCAAACGCAACACAAGCAACGCGAUCCGCCUGCGAUCCGCAGGAAAGUAAAGAGCUUGAAGCGGAGCACUGGAAGCUGCUGGAUGUGUCUCCGGCUGAGAUGUGCGGUUCGACCGACGUUUUACCCGAGGCCCUCCGCCCCUCGCUCAGCGACGAGACUGCAGUGCAACGCUGCCUCGAUUUGUACCAAAACGGACUUGGACUCGAGCUGGAUAUGGAUGCGGAGGGCUUUCACAGCCUCUUGCUGGCAGCCAUUCGACGGCCUGAGGGCAGCUGUGAUCUCCUGAAUCGCAUCCUUCGCAGUUGGGCCUGUUGCUUACUGAACCGCCAUGAAGGGCUGGCCAUCAAGACCGCUGUGACAAUGGGAAACUUGGAGGCUUUGGAGGCCUUGGUUUCUCUAGGCGGUCCAUCCGCGGUGGCAACAGCCACAGCGUUGCCCACCGCAGACAAUGGACAGGACGCCUCUGCUCCAGAGGCGGUCGUGCCAGAGAGGACUGAGGGUUUGCUGUGCUCCUGCGCUGCUAAAGGUGAUUCCGCCAGUUUGGCCCUGCUGCUGGAACAUUUGCACGAUAGGAGAACAUUGGAGAUCAUUCGCAAGGCCAGGGCUGUUGCUUCGCAGCAUGGUCAUGGCGACGUUUCUCAGCUCCUGGCUACGCACCUGGUGGUCGAGCUUUCAUAUGUGGGCAACAGCAAGUAUCGCGCAGGCGAGUACGACAGCGCCAUACGCUGUUACCAAGAGGCGAUUGAUAUUUGCGAGGAGCAUGGAGGCCCUGGUGCUUGUGCUUCGCCGGCAUCCACCAGCGUUGCCAGCUGCCAUCGAGACAACUUGGUGAGACUCAGGUACAAUCUGGCGAGGGCCUUUCAUCGCUCGGAUCGAUGGAUGCAGGCACGAGAACAGGCUACCUUGGUCCUGCAGCUAGACAGUCAGUACCUGAAUGCCUAUGCCUUGCGAGCGCAGGCUGCCAUGUCAGCCCUGGACUGGUCGGCUGCCAAAGAAGACUGGGAGCGGUUGCUGGAACGAGGUGGACCUCACUCAAGCGAAGUGCUGCGCGCUUGGCGAAGGCGGCAAGAUGAAUGCUGUCGACAACUCGCCCAGGACCACUACGAGAUUUUGGGUCUGCCACCAUUGGCAGAGCCAGAGGAGGUCCGCCGCGCCUACCGGGACCUCGCAAGGCGCUGGCAUCCGGACAAGCACCAGAGCAGGUCCUUGGAUCUCCGUGACCGCGCGGCGCAGCGCUUCACGCGCAUCCGCCAUGCCUACGAGGUCCUGUCCGAUGAGGGUUUGAAGCAAAGCUACGACGUGCAGCUGCGACAUGAGGCCAGUGGUCACCGCAGAGGUGGUGGAGUUCAGGGUCUUGGAUCGCAUUCAAAGGAGCCCGAGUCGGACAUAGAACGGCACUGGGCGGAUCAUGAGCAAACGCUUUGA